Molecule: messenger RNA, 1404 nt
Organism: Laetiporus sulphureus 93-53
Lineage: Eukaryota; Fungi; Basidiomycota; Agaricomycetes; Polyporales; Laetiporaceae
Product: pantothenate kinase
Exons: 6
Coding region: 1-1404 (467 amino acids)
Biological process (GO): coenzyme A biosynthetic process
Cellular component (GO): cytosol; nucleus
Molecular function (GO): pantothenate kinase activity; ATP binding
Source: RefSeq, a predicted model, not a curated record
AUGUCUACUGUGGGCCCCUCACUUCCUACUGCAAAGGCAAUUCACGUCGAUACCCGGGGGGCACUUAUACUGGACGAAGAGUCACCUGAGACUCGCGACAGCCGGGGGAUCUACCUGCCCAAUUACAUCGAGCCAGUGUCUCAUGUCGCUGUAGACAUUGGAGGCUCGUUAGCCAAAGUCGUCUACUUCACUCGCUCGCCAGAGCCGCCAAAGUCGCCAUCAAUAGCAGCGACAAGGGGAUCUUCAAGCGAUGUAUCGUCGUUAUCAUCGUCAUCGUCGUCACCAGGCGAGACCCCUGUCUCUUCAUCGCCGUUGUCUGGGAAGCACAACGGACACAACGGCAAAAUCAAUGGUGCGCUGACACCCGCGGUGCUCGAAAAUGGGAACGCAACAAUCUCAGCCGCCGAACAGCCCUCACUCAACCACAGCUUCUUGCGCGACUCGCUCCUGCGGCGUGUCUCCGUGCAGCAUUUCCCCGGCGGGCAGCUCAACUUUGAGCGCUUCGAGACAGAGCACAUUGACAACUGCAUCGAGUUCAUCGAGGGGCUCAUCGAGCACAGCGCAACGCUGAACGGCGUCUCCAUUGAUGAGAUGCGCCGUAGCGUGAAGAUCAUGGCGACGGGCGGCGGUGCGCACAGGUUCUAUGAGAUGUUCGGGAAGGAGCUGCAUGUCGAGGUGCGGAGGGAGGACGAGAUGGAGUGUUUGAUCGAAGGGCUAAAGUUCAUCACGCUCAUCCCAGACGAGGUGUACUACUUCUCGGAUGAGCUGAUCGACGCGAUAUCGCAUCCGCCGCCGGCGGGCGUCCCGCUGGAACGCCCCAGCCCGGAUCCGCCCAAGUAUGCUGUCUCUUUCGUGGAACACCCGACGCCUCAAUUGCCAUGUCUACUGGUGAACAUUGGAUCUGGUGUAUCCAUCAUCAAGGUGAAUGAAGAUGGGACAUAUGAGCGUGUUAGCGGGACGAGUCUGGGGGGAGGGACGCUCUGGGGUCUACUCAGCUUGUUGACACCCGCUACGACUUUUGAUGAAAUCCUCGAGCUUUCAGAGAAGGGCGACAACUCAAAGGUGGAUAUGCUCGUUGGCGAUAUCUACGGCUCCGACUACAGCAAGCUCGGACUCAAGUCAACAAUGAUUGCAAGUUCGUUCGGCAAGGUGUUCAAGAGAGAUGGCCAGAAGGGCACAUUCACACCAGAGGACAUCAGCAAAAGUCUACUGUAUGCGGUGUCAAAUAACAUUGGACAGAUAGCGUACAUGAACGCGGAGAAGUACAAUCUGGACCGUAUCUACUUUGGAGGAUUCUAUAUCCGGGGGCAUGCCGCGACCAUCAGCACGCUCUCAUAUGCGAUUAGGUUUUGGAGUAAGGGCACGAAGCGCGCGCUAUUUCUGCGACACGAGGGCUUCCUGUGA